Molecule: messenger RNA, 1077 nt
Organism: Stegodyphus dumicola
Lineage: Eukaryota; Metazoa; Arthropoda; Arachnida; Araneae; Eresidae
Gene: Gip
Product: hydroxypyruvate isomerase-like protein Gip
Biological process (GO): glyoxylate metabolic process
Molecular function (GO): hydroxypyruvate isomerase activity
Source: RefSeq, a predicted model, not a curated record
CUAACCAAGGUUCUUUUAUGUCACUUUAAGGAUAACACAUUGGAUGGAUACUUGAAUUAAAACUGACAUUCAGCUGUUAAUUCUUAGCAGUUCUUUCCAUAUAUCUGAAUUGAUCGCUAGUAGAGGCCUGAUGGACUGAGUAUUCCUUGUAUAGUCUCGUAAGAGAAUCUAUGGGAAAGAAAAGAGAGUCCUUUUUAUAUCAGAAAUAGUCACUGCAUCAUGAAAAGGCAAUCUAGUUAGCCCAGGAAAACUUAAUUUUCAUCAUAAUGUGCAUUUCAUAAUUUUAGCUUAUGUGUAUAAUUUUCUUUUAUGUUUAGUUGUCCUUUAUAAAACUGUAGGAGUUAUUAUGAAUAUGCUUAUUUUCAUAGGUGAAGAAGGUGAAUUUGGAUUGGCUUGUAUACCAGGCCGAGAAUUUGAUUUUCAAAUUAACCUCAAAAGAGCAAUUGAAUAUGCUUAUGGGCUUGGAUGCCACCGAGUUCAUAUUCUUGCUGGUUUAACCAGCAAGAAUUUUACGAAUGAUGAUUUUACAAGAACAUAUGUGACAAAUUUAAGAAUUGCAGCUGAAAUGUUGGAAGAAUAUUGUUUGACAGGACUUAUUGAACCAAUAAGUCCUGCUGUGAAAGAAAAUUAUUUUCUUAACAGUUUUGAAACAGCUGUGCAAAUUUUAGAAGAAGUUCAGUCACCUCAUGUAAAGCUUCUGUUGGACAUAUACCACUUAAAAAUGUUAACAGGUACUGUUGAUGGACUUGUCGGUUACCUACAAUAUUCAGAUUACAUUCAAGUCUCCCAAGCCCCAGGGAGACAGGAACCAAGCCAUAAAGGAGAAAUCAAUUAUAAAGAUGUGUUUAACCUUCUUGAGCAACAUUAUUCAGGCCACAUUGGGCUUGAAUAUAAACCCAGUGGGUCCACUACAAUGAGCUUGCAAUGGCCAAUCUAAUAUAUUUAUAUGUUCACUGUAAUCACUGCUGCACAUGUCACUUUUUUAAUACUUUGUGUCUUCAUUUAAAUACAUUUGUAAUUAAUUGUUCAUAAAAACUAUGUUUUUCACAAGUUACAAAAAUAAAAUUUUUACUAUGA